GUAAGAAAAACCAUCCAUGCUGUUUUGAGUGAGAUACAGGUUUCAGAAUUGAUCCCACCUUCAGCCUCUGGGUGUGCUGUUCAAAAUCGCCACGGGUUUUUACGUCACAAGCCGAAAUAUUUGAAUAUUCCCACCCCCUCAGAGCAUACGUACAGUGUCUCCACCCACCAGGUUCAGCAGUAAACUUCUCGGAUAGCAGCCAUUUUGUUACCGAUUUGGAAGCACUGGUUCGGAUUAGACACCAUGUCGAAGUCCCAUGCGAAAUGCUCUGUUGUUGGCUGUACAAAAGAGCACAAAACACUACAUCGUGUCCCAGCCGAAGAGGACAGAAGAGCGGCAUGGAUUGAGUUCAUUUUUGAUGGCAAUAUCCCUGCUACAGUUGGCAAGAAACUGUUUGUGUGUGCCAAUCAUUUUGAGACUGACUGUUUUGCAAACUACGUUCAGUACAAGGCAGAAUUAGCCGGGAAACUCGUUUUAAACGACGGCGCAGUUCCAACUUUGCGCGAAAUACCUGCAGACGAGGAACAUGCCAGUACAUCAUUAAUGUUACAUACAGAAGAAAGACCAGCUACAAAAGAUAUUGGUUGCCAGACUGAGCCCCCUGAAAGAAAGAGUGUUGGCACACAACUGUCUUCUAGGACUCUUCAUUCACAUCACAAAAGUGAAGCUGUCCAGGCUACUGUCUCCUGUAAGGACUUUGGCACGUCCACUGAUCCCUGGACAGCUGCAUCAUCCAAAACGGGGCCAGAGAGAGUGGCUAAAUGGACCUCCCUCCUGAACCAUGUUCAGAAUGUCCAUACACAUGAGGACCCCAUCUUCCCAAAAUGCCUCCACACAAUCCGAAAAACAAGGGACAAGAGUAAAUGGCUCUCAGCAGGAACUCCUGCGUUCUACCAUCUAGAAAAGGAGCUGACCAAGAAGACUGUCCUAAAGGAUAUUGCUAAACUCAGUCCCCACUACCAGACGUCCUCUUUGGAGGCGUUCCAUAGCGUCAUUCUGCGGUUUGCACCCAAAAAUGUUGUCUAUCCAUAUCUGGGAAUGCUGUGCAGACUCUACCUGGCUGCACUGCAUUACAAUGAGAACGCUAAUUGAGGACAAGCCACCACAUCUUCAGGGGAUCCUCUUUAUAAACUCUGCUUUCCAAAAUCCAGGAAGGGAGAGUGCAGAGCCAGACCAGUGAAGACAGACGCUACAU
Messenger RNA from Alosa sapidissima (American shad), 1195 nucleotides. RefSeq lists its product as uncharacterized. NCBI's taxonomy places the organism in Eukaryota, Metazoa, Chordata, Actinopteri, Clupeiformes, Clupeidae. The record is from RefSeq and is a predicted model, not a curated record. The transcript has 5 exons. Bases 244 to 1092 code for a protein of 282 amino acids.